Molecule: messenger RNA, 2165 nt
Organism: Rotaria sordida
Lineage: Eukaryota; Metazoa; Rotifera; Eurotatoria; Philodinida; Philodinidae
Source: the annotation of a GenBank genome assembly
AUGAGUAAUAGUUUAGCAAAAAAAUUCGAUAAAAUUGUUUCAAAAUUAGCUAAUAAUAAAUCAAAAGAUAUCAAAUUAAAUGAACAUGAUCUUACUGAUUAUAGUUAUUAUCAUGAUGAUACACCAACAAAUGGAAAUGAAGAAUUACAACAGGAAAAAUUUAUACAACGAAUAAAAUAUCAUCUUGGACAUACAAAUAAAACUGAACAUAAUCAACAGUCAGAAGGUAUGUCAUCAAAUCAUAUUAUAUUUAAUGAUCUAAAAGAUUUAAUUAUUAAGAGAAUGUUAUAUGACUUUUUUUUUAUUACUACUACUAUUUGUAUAUACGUGAUAUAUUUGAAUAAGUAAAACAGAAAUUUUUUUUUUUUCCCUUUUUUUCAUCUACUUAUGACUCGAUAUAUAUAUUGUUUUAUGAGUACUAUGUUUCAAUUGAGAAUACGUAUGUUUUUUUAUAUAUUUAUUUCGUCACAUACUUGAUAUUGUAAUGUCUCCCUACUUGUCGAUUCAACUGUAUAAUAUCAAGAGAAAAUACGUAUGAAUUCCAUUGAUAGUUUAGAAGAAAAAAAACAAACUAACUAAUAGUAUAUACAGCAAAAAAAAAAAAGACGUACAUUGAUAAAACAGUCGAUUGAUAACAUUCUUGUCUAUAUUCAUAUAUACAAUGUCAAGUAGUCAUCGUUUUCGUACUUAUAUGAUUAUCCAUCGACAAGUUGAUGAACGAUUUAAGCGUUUACAACAAAACGAUCGUGCUCAUUGUAAGUGAUUGAAUAGAUUGAUUUAUUCUUAUAUGGUUCAUGCUAAAAGGCAUAAAUUAAUACACAGGAAGUCAACUACUUAGUAUGUGUCAAGUAUCAUUGACGUACUUUCUUAUUAUUUGUUUGUUUUUUGCUAGUAAAAAAAAGUCAAAUUAUGAGGCAUCGUGUCCUGUAAUUUUGAACUUAACUUUAUAUAACAUAGAAAAAUUGACAUACGAUGAUAUUUUCAGGUCGACAAGACAUUCUUCUUCGUUUUCUUUAUUAUCGAUUUUGUUUAUAGUGUAGGGGUGUACCAUACUUGUAGAAACAGAACAAUAAAAUAAAGAAGCCAUUGAAUUAAUUCUGACGGAUACAAUAUAAUUAAAAAAGUCGCCGUAGAAGAAAAGAGAGGUAUCACGUUUUAUUUCUUUUUUUAUUUCUUUCUCAUCUAACCCUGUUAAAAUGCACAAUAAUAACAUUGGCACAUAUUUCAAUGAAAAAGAAAAUAAUAAAAUUUUUCUUUUUCGUUGUUUCAUUUGUUUUUUUGAUUAGUAUGUAUAAUUUUCAUAAUAUUUUACUCUUAGAAAAAAAAAAAGUAUCCGUCCUUACAGUAAGUGCACUUAGUUGUCUAGUUUUUUUUUUCACCAUUAAUCGUUUAGAUUCUAUAGACGAAAGAUCUUUUUUAGACGAACUAGCGUUUUUUUUCCGUUCUUAUGUUGCUUGUUCAAUUAAAUCGGAGUAAAAAGCAUAUGCGUGUAUAAGUCUUUCUAUAGGAUUGAGUGAUGUUUAGUAGUACUACAUUAUCGUGCAAUAGGGAGAGAGAAAUGAUGAUGUAGGGAACACGAACUAUGUCUCAUAGUAUUACUGAUGUUCUUGCUGAUCACAUUAGGAGUAAAGUAGUGAAGUAUUUGACGAGAAAUACUUACACAUAUUGUCGCUUUAAGCAAUUUAUAUUUAAAAAGUUCGUUAGGCGACGUUUUCUUUUUUUUUUUCUUCUUAUCUUCUCUAUUUUAACCGUUUAUUAUUCUAUUACGAGAAAUAAUAACGAAAUAGAUAAAUUUUUAGAACUAUGAUUUAUCGAAGUAUAGAUUGUUUCUUUAUGUAAGUUAACUAAAUUAAUUAUAAAAACGAGAAGUUUUUAUUUUAUUUUAUUUUAUUUUUUCCGAUAAUCAGUCUAGCUUGAGUAGACAAAAAUACAUUCAUCAUUUCCACAUUUUCUAAUAUUAUUUUUAUUUCCUUGUCACAUUUGCAUUUCAAAGUAUCUUUAUGAUAAUGUUCAUUUCUUAUCUAGUUAAAAAUAAAAAGAAAGACUCUAAUAUACAUAAAUGUAUGUGCGAGAAAAAUGAUUUAUGAUAUUUUUUUUUUAUAUCAAAGAGAAAAUUUUUCGUCUUUUUACCUUUUCUUACGUAUUCGAAUAAGAAAAUCAAUGUC